GGAGACCACGAGUAAACACACACUAAUAGCCCAGCCCAUCAAUUAGUUGUACUGCGCAUGUGCAGUUUGCCAAUGGUUUGCACUUUAGUGCUUUUCAUUGGCCCGCUGUGUAGGAUGUUAAUAUAUUAUUCAAUGCUAAUACGCCCUGCAGUCAUCGUACCAUAGUAACAGGUGCCAUUGCCAUGGUUAUUAAUCGGUCUAGCCUAUGUGGUACAAAUAGCCUUGUCGGCGCCUUUGAUAAGAGCUGGGUUACAAUAUGAAUUUAACUCUCACUAGAAAAAUAUUGACAGUGAGCUGGAAAUCCAAGCAAUGGUAAUUUCAAGCGAGUUUUGGCCAACAUUUAGGGAAGAGAACUUUCAAAUUCCAGGUUUUGCUAAAAGGAAAAUGGAUCUGUAUUCAAUUGAGUACAAGCAAUUAAAAGGAAUGCGAAAGCUGGACUGGAAGACUGGUUUAGGAACUAUAGAAAUAGAGGUGAGUUAUGGAGAAGAGGUUAUCACAAUGAGAGUUUCACCACUACGUGCUGUUAUUUUGCACCAGUUUCAAAAUAGCAGUGAAUGCUCCAUUGAUUUACUAACACAGUCAGUCAAGGCACCCCCUAGUGUAGUGAAAAGAAACGUUGGAUUUUGGGUAUCUCAAGGUCUUUUGAAAGAAAUCUCAUCUGAUGUAUAUAGGCUAAUGCAGGAGUGGAAUUUUGAUCAUAAGGCUGCUGUAAAACCAGUUCAUGAUGAUGAUGAGUUUAUGAUGGAAACUGACAAAGAUGCUAUGGAGGCAGAAUGUCAGAUGUACUGGAACUAUAUUAAACACAUGCUUACUAACCUUGGACCGCUGUCACUUGAGAGAAUCCAUUCAAUGCUUGAAAUAUUUGGAGUACAAGGACAUACCAAGAAAAAACUGGCAAUAACUUAUCUCAGAGCAUUUCUCAAUAACAAAACAUUGCAGCAGCAGAUUUGUUUUGAGAAUGGAUCUUAUAGUCUUUGUAAAUAAAAGUGUUUGUGCUAACCAAGUUUGUAAUUACAAUGCAUCAUCAAAGCCAUCCAUUAUCAUCUAGCAGUGCUAUGCAACUGUUGCUGUUGCUCUCACACUAUCUAUGACUUUUUGACAUGUA
This is a messenger RNA of Geodia barretti, 1105 nucleotides long. NCBI's taxonomy places the organism in Eukaryota, Metazoa, Porifera, Demospongiae, Tetractinellida, Geodiidae. The record is from the annotation of a GenBank genome assembly.